Diplodia corticola is the source of this 1878-nucleotide messenger RNA. Its product is annotated as pap 25a-associated. NCBI's taxonomy places the organism in Eukaryota, Fungi, Ascomycota, Dothideomycetes, Botryosphaeriales, Botryosphaeriaceae. The record is from RefSeq and is a predicted model, not a curated record. Gene Ontology annotation, molecular function: mRNA binding; poly(A) RNA polymerase activity. Gene Ontology annotation, cellular component: TRAMP complex; nucleolus. Gene Ontology annotation, biological process: RNA 3'-end processing. The transcript is spliced from 3 exons. Bases 1 to 1878 code for a protein of 625 amino acids.
AUGCUUAGCGACCGCACCAUCUGCUGUGCAGGCAAUGCCCUUCGCCCCUACGUCGUGCUGUCGCGCCUGUUCGAUAUCCCCUUGACCAGAACGCGGGCCUUCCCCACCUCGCACUGCGCUGCUGCCGCCUUCUCCACCACCGUCUGCCGUCGCUCCGACAAUGGAGACCCCCACGCUCGCAACAUUCAUGCCACCAGCCUGGAUGUAACCCUGGAGGCCCAUCGUCGUGCUAACCAGGACUCUCUGAUUCGCAGGGUCCACGGUCCGCAACCCCCCCCAUCAGAACACGCACCUCUCAUUUGGCUCAGGCCACACUUGUCCCCUGACCGCUUCGAUUCUCUGCCUGGGCCUGGACAAGAUCCCACAGCAAGGCCCUCCGAGGUUGGCGAUCCGGAGCAGAAGAGCACAGCAAAGAAGGACAAAAAUGCCAAAGAUGAAGGAUCUUUUACAAGUGUCUCCAAGAUUAGAGCAAUACGUACUCCCACCUUGCCAGAUCGAGAGGUGCCUCCGGCCGAUUACCUUGGUCGAUACGUCGAGCCGCUGCAGAAGAGGGACGAUGUCAGGGAUGAAGAUCUACCUUGGUUCGCAGCGUCUCUUCGAUCCGGUGCCACGCCUAUGGAAAGACUUCGAGCCGAGAUAGAGGCGUUUGCAAAAUAUAUCCAACCCACGCCCGAAGAGCAUGCUGGGCGUGUUGCUGUUGCGGAUCACACGCGCAAAACAUGGUCUCGUUUCGUCUCAAGAAAGACCGGCAACUAUAAGAACCUUCAACUUGAGGUUUUUGGUUCUGAAAGGACCGGGUUGGCCACUGCUACCUCUGACAUUGACUUGCGUGUUUACAACCCAGACGUCCAGAAGGAGAGCAUUGCGAUGAAGGCGCCCAGGUACCAUCGGAGAAAAGAGUUCACAUACACUCUAGAGCGCGCUUUCUCGUUCUACGACAGAGAUCAGAGUUUCAUGCUGGUUUUCUUCCGGUAUGCGAGAUAUCCACUUAUCUCAAUGCAACACGCCCCCACGAGCAUCGACGUCCAGCUUGUUUCCAGUAACGACACAGCCCACGCACGGGCGGUUGCGGCAAAGUACAUGGAGGAGCUGCCAGCUCUUCGCUCUUUGUAUAUGGUUUUCAGGCGCAUGUUGGAAAUCAGAGGGCUGUGUGAAGUCUAUUUAGGAGGGAUGAACUCCUAUAGCAUCUUCUAUAUGAUCGCUGCAGGUAUGAAGCUCGGUUCGCCUGCGGCUCAUGAUGAUCCUGCUGCGCAGCUCCUCGCUGUUCUGGACUUUUACUCCAACUUCGAUGCAACUAAAAACUGGAUAUCGUUGGAACCUCCGGAAAUCCUACCAAAAAUCGAGAAGAAGACGACACAGUCCAAGGAAGAGAAGACGAAACUCGCAAAGCACCCCAUUGGCUUGCAAGACCAAAAGCAGCCAUAUCUCUUCUGCCUACGCGACCCUGCCGACGAAACCAACGACCUAGGACACAAAACGUUCCAAUGGAAGCACCUACAGGAGACUUUGAAGACCUUGAACAAGAAACUACGCGAGAAGCUCGAGAACGAUGAUGGCUCAUUGCUCAUCACGCCCUUGGUCGGCAGAAGCUUUGAGCUGUUGGAGGCAAGAAGGACUAGGCUUGCCAGGUUCGGUCGGAAGUAUAUGCACACUCGGCAUGCGCUAGAAGUGCCAGUCGAUCUGACGGGAAAAGAGGCGGGGACUGAGACUGCGGAGGACGUGCCAGUCGAUCUGACGGAAAAAGAGGCGGGGACCGAGGCUGCGAAGGACGUGCCAGUGGUUCUGGCUGAGACUGGGAGCGAAGCUGUGGAGGAAGCGCCGGUGGGUGGGCAGGGCGAUGCUGACGGCGAGGCUGACGGCGAGGCUGCGAAGGCAUGA